Schistosoma mattheei is the source of this 1545-nucleotide messenger RNA. The record is from the annotation of a GenBank genome assembly. Lineage: Eukaryota; Metazoa; Platyhelminthes; Trematoda; Strigeidida; Schistosomatidae.
AUGUCACAGGACGAUUUAUGGCAUAGUUCAACUAAUGCGUAUAUGGUAUUUUAUGAAUCGGUGGAUAAUUGUAAUAUGGAUGAAGAUAUUACAGUUCCUAGUGACUUACGCAAAACAAUUGAAGAAGUAAAUUUAACUGAACAACAAAAGCUUCUAUCUGAACAACAAAAUAAAGUAAAUCGUAAAAAUCAAUUACUUGAAAUACUAUCCAACCUGAAAUUACCUGAUCCUAUCAAUUCAUCACCGAAUAAUAGUACUUCGAUAUCAAUAAAUCCUCUCGAUAAUGUAUCUUUGGUAUCAACAUCGUGGUUAUGUGAUUGCCUUAAUAAUCCGUUGUUAUUGGGAGAUGCCUGUUUAACUGAUCCUCAGAUAAAAUCGCUUUCAAAACUCAGAGAAUACAUAUUUCCCUCUUCUUUAUCAAAUCAAUCAUCUUAUGCCUUACGCACCUGUUCACAUGGCCAUGCUCCUACAGAUCUUGUUGCAGGUUCAUAUAGAGCUGUUUCUAGCGAAGGUCUUAAAAAGCUUAUUGAGAUUCUCUUCCCGAAAUCAUUUGAUGCCAUUCAAUAUGAAGAUGAUAGGUUUAGUCGAUUUCAACCGUGUCGAAAGUGUAUUACACUAAAUAUCGCAUUAUUAAAAGUUGAAAAUGCAAUUAAAGAAUUAUCUAAAGAAUUGGACUAUUUUAUAAAAACUAAUCAUUUGUCUUCUUCAUAUUAUAAACGUCUUCAAAGUGAAAAGACAGACUCAAUUCCUUUGAAUCCUGAACCUGGAUAUUAUUUAAUUGGUAAGAGAUCUCUUCGUCAAUGGAAAACUCUUGCACGUCAUUUCACACGAGCUUUUUACUCUGAUUAUGAUGAUGAUUCUAAGUCACCAACAACUGGCCAUCAUACACAAACAACAUUUAAUCAUGAUAUUCUUUGUCCCCACGGUCAAAUUUGUACAGAAAAUACACGUUAUUUACCAGCCGUACUUUGGCAUAAAUUAGUCGAUUUAUUUCCUGGUGUAAAGAUUCCUACAUUUCCUAUUUAUAUUCCUUAUGACAAUAACAAUAAUACAUCCAUCAAUUCCAUUAGUAUAUUCAAUAAAUCAGAGUCAUCUUGUUCUGAAUGUAACGCAGUACAAAAUGACUUGACAAAACGAGCAUUAUGUGAACGUCAAAUGCUUCCUGGCUUAUUCUUGUCAAAUGUUCAACGUAUGCGACUUUUACACUCUACCAGUCAAACAGUAAAAACAGCUGUAGAUAUAAAAGAAGACACUUUAAGCGAAUGCAAACUUAACUUUGAAGGGGUCAAUAAUUCCAAGUCAGAAAAUUUAAACGGUCAUUCUACAGAUGCCGAUAAGAAAUUAAGUGAUUUAAAUACCAAUGUUCUUUACUUGAUUCCAAUGGGUUUUAUUAUACAAUGGAGAAAAUUUAUUCGAAAUCCAACAGCAGAUAAUUUACCUAGUUCGCUAUUAUCUGGCUUUAGCUCAGAUGGCGUGCUUUGUGAACAUGGCCAAAUGCUCAAAACAUGGCAUGCUCUUAUAAAUGAGUCAAUAUUGUGUCCUUAA